This is a messenger RNA of Verticillium alfalfae VaMs.102, 951 nucleotides long. Its product is annotated as pheromone receptor. The transcript is spliced from 2 exons. NCBI's taxonomy places the organism in Eukaryota, Fungi, Ascomycota, Sordariomycetes, Glomerellales, Plectosphaerellaceae. Gene Ontology annotation, biological process: G protein-coupled receptor signaling pathway. Bases 1 to 951 code for a protein of 316 amino acids. Gene Ontology annotation, cellular component: membrane. The record is from RefSeq and is a predicted model, not a curated record. Gene Ontology annotation, molecular function: mating-type factor pheromone receptor activity.
AUGGGCGAGUUCUCCGCCGUUGUCUUCAUCAUCGACGUCAUGUGCCUCAACAUGCUGACCGUCAUCAACGCCCUCCUCUGGCGCAACGACGAUACGACCCAGUGGUGGGCCGGCUACGGCUGGUGUGACCUGCACGCUUUUCUCUACGUACCUCUCAUGUGUCUCUACUCGACCUCGUGCUUGGCCAUCAGUCGCAACCUCUCCGACCAAGUCAACAUGCUGCGCGCGAACCCCCUGACCCACAGGGAAAAGCGGAAGAAGAAUCUCAUCCAGGCUCUCAUCAUGUUCCCGAUCCCCCUCAUCCAGAUGGCGUGGAUCUAUCCGUUGACGGCGCAGCGAUACAUCAUCAUUACCCUCGUGGGCUGCGACUGGAGGGUCCAUGGCAGCUGGCCUUACUUUGUAUUCUUUCUGCUGCCCGCGCCUCUUCUUGCGCUGGUCUCGGCCUUUUAUUCGAUUUUGACCUUCAAACGAUAUCGCGAGCUUCGAAGAGGCAUGCAGAAUGCACUGUCGUCCAACAGCUCGGCCUCUUCGCGUCAGAACCGCACCAGGCGCAGGCUCUACUUCAUGACCAUCUCCGUCCUCAUCCCCUACCUGCCCCUGCAGCUGGCGCACGCUGUCCUCAACGGCCUCAGCAGUUUCCCCCUGCAGCCCUUUGACUUCCACAAGAUCCGCUACGAGGCCGCCCCGUUUCCCUGGGACUCGAUCGUCUUCAUGCCCUCCACUCAGGUGCCGUGGAUCUUCCUCAACAACAAGUACAUUCCGAUCCUGACGACCGUCGUCAUCUUCAUCUACUUUGGCAUCACCGUCGACGCCCGCCGCAUGUAUCGCCAUGCCGUGCUCGCCAUGGGCCUCGGCUCCAUGUUUCCACAUCUGCACCACAGCGAUGGCUACAACGUCAGCGACCAAAGCGGCAGCCGCAGCGGCACCGGCUCGUGGGGCGCGCGAACGUAA